AUGAUGAUGUUAAUGUCAUCAUACUACGGCUCAGAGUUGAUUGUUCCGUACACAGCUAAAGCCAUCCAUAACCACUGUUCGAAGCUCAACGCCCCAACUAAAGACAUUGACAUUGAAGAAACACUAAACUACUUUUGCAAGGUGAUGGAAAAUGACCCAGGAUUUUUCUUUAAAUGCAAGACAGAUGCGGAAGGUAGGACAGAAAACUUGUUUUGGGUAGAUGGUGCGGCACGGAAAGCAUACGCGGAGGCUUAUCAUGAUUGCGUGUCAUUUGAUGGAACUUAUCUCACGAACAUGUACAAUAUGCCGUUUGCCCGCUUCAUUGGAAUCAACAAACAUGGGCAGUCAAUAAUGCUCGGGUGUGGAUUUGUCCGGCAGGAACUAGCCUCAAGUUAUGAGUGGUUGUUUGAUGCUUUCCUAGAAGCAAUGGAUGGUUUGGCUUCGGACAACAUCAUCACGGACCAAGAUGUUGCUAUGGCACAAUCUAUCAAGAGGAAGUUCCCGGCAAUGAUUCACCGUUGCUGCCGUUGGCAUAUAAUGAAGAAAGCACAAGAGAAGCUUGGCCCUGUGUUGGCUAGGAACUCGAAUUUGGUAAAAGACUUCAAUGAAUGCAUUGACUUCAGUUUCACCCCGGCUGAGUUUGAAAGGAAAUGGGCUGCACUUCAAUUGAAAUAUGAAGGUCUUAUGCAUGGUCACUUUGAGAAACUCUAUGAAGAUCGGGCUACAUGGGUGCCGUGUUACUUCAAAUUCAGGUUCUUCCCUUUUCUUCAGUCAACGCAACGCAGCGAAGGGUUCAAUGCUGUGUUGAAGCGCUAUGGGAACCCACACAAGUCAGUUCUCAACUUCGUCAAGCAAUAUGAGAAGAUUCAGGUACACAUACUCUUGAGGGAGGGCGGGAACGACUACCGGACAGAGCAUCUAGAAGCACAAAGAUGGCCACGUUUCCCCAUUGAGAGGCAUGCCUACAAAGCAUACACUAGGGACAUCUAUGUGAAAUUUAGAACUGAGUUUCAGAUGAUUGACCAGUACGAUGUGCGUCCCGCUGGAAUCAACUUCUAUUACCUUGAGCCCAAUACAGAAGAAGUUCUAGGGUAUGGCUCGAGGAAGUACCUAGUCACAGUGAGACCAGAGCCAGCUAUCUUCGAUUGCGAAUGUUGCAAGUGGCAUAGGGACGGCAUGCUCUGUUGCCGUGUCUUGAAAAUCUUCACACACCUUGGCGUUAAUGAGAUACCUGAACACUACAUCAAGCGCCGCUGGACGCAAGAUGCAGUGCCAAGUGCACCACCGCCAACUAAUGAGGCCCUCCGCAUGACUUGCCCGCUGAGUCACAGAACCAAGUUCGGCAAGUGA
Messenger RNA from Aegilops tauschii subsp. strangulata, 1350 nucleotides. RefSeq names its product protein FAR1-RELATED SEQUENCE 5-like. The record is from RefSeq and is a predicted model, not a curated record. Gene Ontology annotation, biological process: regulation of DNA-templated transcription. NCBI's taxonomy places the organism in Eukaryota, Viridiplantae, Streptophyta, Magnoliopsida, Poales, Poaceae.